Messenger RNA from Microstroma glucosiphilum, 1982 nucleotides. RefSeq names its product dihydrolipoamide acetyltransferase. Gene Ontology annotation, molecular function: dihydrolipoyllysine-residue acetyltransferase activity. Lineage: Eukaryota; Fungi; Basidiomycota; Exobasidiomycetes; Microstromatales; Microstromataceae. Gene Ontology annotation, biological process: pyruvate decarboxylation to acetyl-CoA. Bases 141 to 1682 code for a protein of 513 amino acids. The transcript is spliced from 4 exons. The record is from RefSeq and is a predicted model, not a curated record. Gene Ontology annotation, cellular component: pyruvate dehydrogenase complex.
CCCCCCUUCUCUCCUCCUGUUACCAGAAAUCACCACACACUCGAGUGUAGCGUGUGUGCUUAUUCCAUCUGGUCUUCCUAUCGCAUACCCUUCAUACAUACCCUUUCUACCACUUCCCGCCUCCCCUCUUCCCGCCCGCCAUGUCUUCCUUCCUCCGAAUGGGAAGGGUUGCUUCCUCGUCCGGCGCGACUGCUUCUACAAAGGUCGCCGCCGCCGCACCUCUGAUGAGGAGCGCAGUGCUCAGGAGAAACCUGCACGCCUCGCCCGCUUCCCUCGCCCUGCAAAAGUUCACCAUGCCAGCCAUGUCCCCCACCAUGACCGAGGGAGGAAUCGCCCAGUGGAAGAAGAAGGAGGGAGAGACCUUCUCCUCUGGCGACGUUCUUCUGGAAAUCGAGACUGACAAGGCUACCAUGGAUGUAGAGGCUCAAGAUGACGGUGUCAUGGCCAAGAUCAUCGUUGGUGACGGAAGCAAGAACGUUCCCGUCGCAAAGGUCAUUGCCAUCAUUGGUGAGGAGGGAGAUGACAUCUCUGGUGCUGACAAGCUCGCCGCCGAGGCCGAAAACGAGGGAGGCAACACCGGAAAGGACGCUUCCAACCCCAAGGAGGAGAAGCGUGACAAUGAGCCAGAGCAGAAGAGUGAGGAGAAGGAGAGCAAGCCUCAGCAGGAGGAGCCCAAGCAGGAGUCUUCGUCUUCCUCGUCGCAGGCUCCCUCGAGGAAAGAGGGCGAGCGCAUCUUUGCCUCUCCCAUUGCCCGAAAGAUCGCUGGUGAAAAAGGCAUUCCUCUGGGCGACAUCAAGGGUAGCGGACCCAACGGCCGAAUCAUCAAGGUCGACGUGGAGAACUACAAGCCAUCGCAACAAGCAGCAUCCCCCUCUACCUCGGCUCCUUCCCCCUCCGCCUCGUCUGGCCAGGCCGCCCCUGCAUCGGCAGCCGCUCCCUCUGCUGCUCCCUCUUCCACUCCUUACACCGACGUGCCCGUGUCUGGCAUGAGAAAGGUCAUUGCUUCUCGUCUGACCGAGAGCAAGAGCACCAUCCCUCACUACUACGUCUCGAUUGACAUUGAGAUGGACAAGGUCCUGAGGCUGAGGCAGGUCUUCAAUGACGCCUCGGCAAAGAGGUUCAAGGAUGACCCAAAGAAGGCAAAGGAGGCAAAGCUGUCCGUGGGAGACUUUAUCACCAAGGCUGUUGGUGUCGCGCUGGAUGAGGUGCCGGACGUUCGUGCUGGUUGGAUGGGAGACAGCAUCAGGCAGUUCAACGCAUCGGACAUCUCCAUUGCCGUCUCCACCCCCACUGGUCUCAUCACCCCCAUCGUCCGCGACGUUGGCCACCGCGGUCUGACCGAGAUCUCCUCGGAGACCAAGUCCCUUGCCCGCCUAGCGCGCGACGGCAAGCUCAAGUCCGAGCAGUACCAAGGCGGCUCUUUCACCAUUUCCAACAUGGGCAUGUUCGGCACUACUUGGUUCUCUGCGAUCAUCAACCCACCUCAGGCGGCCAUCUUGGCCAUUGGAACCACUCGAUCUGUGCUUGUACCCGAUGUAGAGAGUGAAAAGGGUUUCAGGACAGCACAGGUCAUGAGCGCAACGGCUUCCUUUGACCACCGUGUUGUGGAUGGGGCUACAGGAGCAAAGUGGUGUGAUGCACUCAAGAGGGCUUUGGAGAACCCGCUGAGCUUCAUGCUCUAGAUGAGCACAGCAUGAGAUCGAACGCUCCAUAGGCAUGGCGCCGCGCAAAACGUUUCCGCAUAAGAGGGCGAGAAGCGUCCUUGCAUUUGAAUCAUCUACUGGAGCAAGAGUCUGAGCUGGAGCAGGAGCCAGAGCAAGAGCUGGAGUAGGGAAGCAGAAGUAGAGAAGAUGGAGCGGGAGCGGUACAGAGCGGUACGCAGCGGACAAAGAGGAGAAAGAAGGGGAGACGAGGGCUGCAGAGUCUCCCUUUUUUUGUCCCCUCACAACUUGUUUUUGAUCUUUCUUUUGAAUCGAAAAAAA